AUGACGGGAAGAGACGAGGCAACAGAUGAAAAACCAAAGCUUAAACUUUAUCCAUCUUUCGGAAUCGACAAAUCGCGAUCUGGAUUUAGGUCCAAAGGGUUCGCCAUCACAGACUUGCUGGGUCUGGAGUCAGAACUCCAGCCUCAUCAGUCCGGUCCGGGAGCAAGUGCCAAUGGAGAAGUGCAGAGCGCGGGGGUUGGAGGCUUUUCUUUUUCCGGAGGAUCGUUGCCACUCGGACUGGGUUUUCUUUGCAGUUUGGCGGCGCAGCAACCUCCCGGUGCCCCGUGUUUUUUGCCGAGCCAUAUACCGCUUCUGCAGUCAAGGACAGAGGGACACUUUAUGCAGAAUUUGGAGCAACAUCGGGAUCCCUAUUCUGAUGACGAGUGUCUUUCUGGAGAUCGCAAUGAUGGUAAAAACUCAGGGAAUUCACAAAAGAGGAAAAAAAGAAGGCACAGGACAGUAUUUACCUCACAUCAACUUGAAGAACUAGAGAAAGCCUUCCACGAAGCGCACUAUCCAGAUGUUUACGCACGAGAAAUGCUGGCUAUGAAGACAGAAUUACCAGAGGACAGGAUACAGGUAUGGUUUCAAAACCGUCGUGCCAAGUGGAGGAAAAGAGAGAAGUGCUGGGGUCGCAGCAGCGUUAUGGCGGAAUACGGGUUGUACGGUGCCAUGGUCCGCCACUCCAUUCCACUUCCAGAAUCCAUAAUCAACUCUGCCAAAAAUGGGAUGAUGGGUUCCUGCGCUCCCUGGCUUCUAGGAAUGCACAAAAAAUCUAUAGAAAUUGCGAAAAAAGCCCCUGGCACCCCUGACUCCACAAAUUCCGAUUCGUAUUCAGAGGAACAGAAGGAGAAAGACAGCGACACCACAUGGUCAAGUGGAGGUAAUGGCGCUGACGACUCCGAAGACAUGGCAAUGGAUUUGUCCAGCACUUCGAAGCAAGAAAAUAAAUGCACUUUGAAAAGAUCACCACCUCGCACAGAACCAAGCAGUGAAUCUGAAUCCGAGAGUUAG
Messenger RNA from Paramisgurnus dabryanus, 1014 nucleotides. It is a transcript of the gene vsx1, whose product is annotated as visual system homeobox 1 homolog, chx10-like. Gene Ontology annotation, molecular function: sequence-specific double-stranded DNA binding; DNA-binding transcription factor activity, RNA polymerase II-specific. The record is from RefSeq and is a predicted model, not a curated record. Lineage: Eukaryota; Metazoa; Chordata; Actinopteri; Cypriniformes; Cobitidae. Gene Ontology annotation, cellular component: nucleus. Gene Ontology annotation, biological process: regulation of transcription by RNA polymerase II.